Nicotiana attenuata is the source of this 2536-nucleotide messenger RNA. Its product is annotated as aspartic proteinase-like protein 2. The coding region runs from base 236 to 2137 and encodes 633 amino acids. Lineage: Eukaryota; Viridiplantae; Streptophyta; Magnoliopsida; Solanales; Solanaceae. The record is from RefSeq and is a predicted model, not a curated record. Gene Ontology annotation, molecular function: aspartic-type endopeptidase activity. Gene Ontology annotation, biological process: proteolysis. The transcript is spliced from 12 exons.
AGUUGCAACGAAAAAGCGAAACAAAAUACAUCUAACAUCUCGAUUUCACCUUCGCGGCUUCGCUUAACCCGUUUGUCAGGUUCCGUUAAGUCCUUUUCCUCCGGCCUCGCCGACUUGCCGGCGGGCCUUUUACCGGCUGAAUCUUUCAUAUCUUCUCUUCAUUUUUCUUCAUCUCCAACGAUCCGACAUUCCACUGGAGAUUCCGAUCUGGCUAUAAUCGCAUAGUUGACCUCAAAUGGGACGGGCAUCGUUCACCGCUGCUUUCACGAUCGUCUCCUUUGUAUUUAUACUGAUCAAUUACGAUGUCGUUUCGUGUUUGUGCUUUUCGAAUAGCAGUCAUCGGACUACCAUGUUUCUCCCGCUCUUUCCUCCCAAAGACCCUUCUUAUCGUUCCUCGCCUUCCCGUCGACUCCUCCAGAAAAUCCCGCCGAAUGCUCGAAUGGCUCUCCACGACGAUCUACUCCUCAACGGAUACUAUACAACCCGUCUUUGGAUUGGAACUCCUUCCCAGAGGUUUGCUCUUAUAGUGGAUACUGGGAGUACUGUUACAUAUGUGCCGUGUAUAACCUGCAAACAAUGCGGCAAGCAUCAGGAUCCUAGAUUUCAGCCAGAAAUGUCAAGUACAUAUCAACCUGUAAAAUGUAAUAUUGACUGUACAUGUGACAAUGAGAGGGAACAAUGCAUUUACGAAAGACAGUAUGCUGAGAUGAGUUCUAGUAGCGGGGUGCUUGGAGAGGACAUUGUUUCCUUUGGAAACCAAAGUGAGCUUGCACCCCAGCGAGCUGUUUUUGGAUGUGAAAAUAGGGAGACUGGUGAUCUUUACAGCCAACACGCUGAUGGUAUAAUGGGCUUGGGUCGUGGGGAUCUCAGUAUAGUGGAUCAGCUAGUUGAGAAACAUGUAAUUAGUGAUUCCUUCUCUUUGUGUUAUGGAGGGAUGGACUUCGGUGGCGGUGCAAUGGUUCUUGGUGGAAUAAAACCCCCUGAAGACAUGGUCUUUACCAAUUCGGAUCCUGUACGCAGUCCAUAUUACAAUAUUGAGCUAAAGGAGAUGCAUGUUGCUGGGAAGGCACUGAAUCUGAAUCCACUGGUUUUUGAUGGAAAUCAUGGGACUGUGCUUGAUAGUGGUACCACAUAUGCUUACCUUCCAGAAGCAGCAUUUGCAGCCUUCAAGAAUGCUGUUAUGAAAGCGGUUCAUUCUCUAAAACAGAUUGAAGGGCCUGAUCCAAAUUACAAAGAUAUCUGCUUUUCUGGUGCAGGAAGUGACAUUUCACAACUCUCGAAAGCCUUUCCGCCUGUCGACAUGGUAUUUACAAAUGGAAAGAAACUUUCUCUGUCCCCUGAAAACUACUUGUUCCGGCAUUCAAAGGAGCGUGGUGCUUAUUGUCUGGGGAUUUUUCAGAAUGGGAAGGAUGCAACUACUCUUCUUGGAGGGAUUAUUGUCCGCAACACACUUGUCACUUAUGAUCGUGAGCAUGAAACGAUCGGUUUCUGGAAAACCAACUGUUCCGAAUUAUGGGGCAGACUUAAUUCAUCUCCUCCACCUCCAACAUUGCCCUCUGGCUUGGAUAACACAAACUCCACAGGAAGUAUGGCCCCUACACUGGUUCCUAGUGGAUCUCCUGGGUAUAAUGCACCUGGGGAAAUUAAAGUUGGAUUCAUUACAUUUUAUAUGUCAUUGAGUGUGAAUUACUCGGACUUGAAGCCUCGCAUUACAGAGCUUACCCAUCUCAUUGCCCAAGAGUUGGACGUUAACAUCUCACAGGUUCACUUAAUGAACUUCUCAACGAAAGGAAAUGAUUCCCUUGUUAAAUGGGCUAUCUUUCCAGCAGGAUCUGCAAAUUAUAUGUCAAAUGCUGCUGCAACGGAAAUAAUACAUCGGUUGGCUGAAACUCGUGUUCGUCUCCCUGAUACAUUUGGCAGUUACAGAAUAUUUGAAUGGGGCAUUGAACACCUGCCAAAAAGGACUGGAUGGCAGCAAAGUUACUUGAUCGUUGUCAUAGCAUUUUCAGUUGUGUUGAUACUUGGAUUAUCAGCUUUGUUAGGAUUGUUGAUAUGGAGGCGGAGGCAAGGAUCGCCUCUUCCAUAUGAACGUGUUGAGACCGUCGUGCGCGAACAAGAACUCCAACCACUAACGUGAAACAAGUCAUGCUAUCCUGAAUGAUACAUGUCUGAAACGCAUGCGGAGACAUUUUUGAAGCGGAAGUACUGAUAUAUUUAGCUUACUUUCAGGUUGAUAUAACUUUUUCCAAAGUAAAAGGAAUUAUAGCCAGUAACAGAUAUGUCAGUGUCAAAUCAACAUUACACUGGAGAGAAGAGUACGAAAGGUCUGCUCCCGAUUUUCUGUAAUGUUACAUUCAUAUGUGAAUAUUGUAAAAUAUCUUGUAAUGAAUAGGUUACUGAUCCUGAUUCUCUCUCUCUCUCUCUCUCUCUCCUGUGUGGUGGUAGGGGGAGGGGGGUGCUGAGGAGGUGGAGGUUUUGCGUGGUUUGGAAGGUUUGUUUUGCACUUUUAUGAAGCUGAGAGUGAGUAUAAAGUUAA